GGAAGAGAGCGAUUAAGCCCCCCAAAAUGUUCUUAAUACACCCCUAUCUCCAGCCACACAAAAAAAACCUAUUAGACCUUUAUUAUUCAUCAGAAAUACACUCAUUGUCCGAAGCACAGUGAAGCCCAAAUAAGCAGACGUAGUCUAGCAGAAACCAAUCAAUAGAUAGUUGCAAAUUAUGAUAAAGUGUUUUUUAAUUGAAAUUAUAUGCCAAGAGUAUUUGUGCUGUUGUUAUUAUCGAACCAAAAUUGAUAUAUUUAUGGAUAGACACGCAAAUAAUAAUGAUCAUACACGUGUGAAGAAAUAAAGAAAGAGUACAUGAUUUCCAUUUAAAUCAAGUAUCAAGUUGUUCCCUAAUUCCAUUAAGUCUCAUAAGGAAGAAAGGCAUACACAAAACAAAUCAUGCAAUGAAUCAUUUUGUAGUUUAACAUGUGUGAAUCAUCACACAUCAUUAGUUUAUGUGCUACAUAAUAAUAUUUUCACUUUCCUGGUCUUCUAUGGCUGAUAGUAAAAUUGCAAACAACAACAGCAUGUGUAUAUUGACCCGUACACAUUUAUUUAAUUUUGACCUCAUUAACGUAUUAAAAAUAUUCAUUGUUUUACCAGCAAAAUAGACGACAACGUCGACGACGCACAUUGAAAUAGUGAUUUCUUUCAAUUUGCAUAAAAUAAAUGAAUUAAGUAAGAAAUACUGUCUUUUUUCCUGCUGUCGUGUAAUCAACACUUGAUUUAAUUUAAAAAAUGAAACUUUACGAUGAUUCACAGCAGGUUUCGUAAUUAUUAGACAAGCUAGCUUAAAAGUUGUCAUUGAAUCAGAGACAAAAGUGCAUUUUACAUGCUUUUAUUUGGGUCAGUUGGCAUUUAUGACUAUUGACAUUUGUUUUUGUUAUGAAUAAUGGAUUGAUUGUGGAGUUCAUUAUCGAUUGAUAAGCUUUGAUUUUCUUGUGACAAAUAAAAUAAAGAAUUUUACAGAUUUUGAGAUUUAACGGCUUUUUAAAAUUGAAAUUUAAAACCACAAAAAUGUUAUCAAACUGCUUUUAUAUGGUUUUGGAGCACUCACAGAACAUUUGAGACUGGGGUACAACCUUCUAGGCAUGACAUAAUUUAAAAGACAUCAGAACUAAUUCUAGUAAGUCAAUCAAAUAAAUUUACAGAGCACAUUCUUAACAGUAAUGCGCGAAAAUUGUAGAAAAUACUACGUGGAAAAUCAAGAUCAUUGAAGAUCCAGAAGAUCCAGAACAGCAAUCAAUCUUAAAAAAAAUAAAUAUACCAGCAAAUAAGACAGCACCCGUAGAAUAAAAUGAGGAAGCCACGAAAGAAUAGAAAACCAGUCAAAAAUAAAGCCGCUGGAUAUGAAAGUUCUGAUAAUGAAGCUACAAAUCGAAAUGCUGACUUUAAUGCACUGAGUAUCCACACAUUGAGGAAGUACCGAAAAUUCUAUAGCAUGCCGAUCGCAUCAAACCUGAACAAAAUGGAACUAGCCAGAGAAGUUAACAAGCAUUUUCCGAAAAUAGCACUUGAAGAAGAGAAGACAGUCAUCAGUUAUUUCUUACAUUUUACCAAAAAUGAGACAGUAGUUAAAGAAGAACAGCCUUAAUAUGUGAUUUAUAGAUUAUAAAGCUUUAUUUACACAAUAAAAAAGAUUCUAAUCAGGGGGAA
Chironomus riparius is the source of this 1659-nucleotide messenger RNA. The record is from the annotation of a GenBank genome assembly. Lineage: Eukaryota; Metazoa; Arthropoda; Insecta; Diptera; Chironomidae.